AUGAAAAGAUGGCCUAGAUUGUCAUUGCGGAAACCUGAAGCAACAAGUUUAGGGCGAGCUACUAGCUUUAAUCGCACUACGGUCAACGAAUUUUUUGAAAAUUUGGAAGUGGCGUAUAAAAAAUUAGGAAAUAAUAUUACACCGUCAGCAAUUUAUAAUUUAGAUGAAACAGCUCUUACUACCGUGCAUAAUCCACCUAAAAUAGUUGCAGAAAAAGGCCAGAAACAGGUUGGUCAAGUGACAUCCGGUGAACGAGGAGUUCUUGUUACUGCUUGCUGUUUCAUAUGUGCGAAUGGCAAUUCGGUUCCUCCUUUUUUAGUGUUUCCACGUGUAAAUUUCAAAGAACACAUGCUCAAUGGUGCUCCUGCAGGCUCCGCUGGAGGCGCGUGUAAAAGUGGUUGGAUGAACAGCACAUUAUUUGUCGAAGUUUUAAAACAUUUUCAAAAUGAAACAAGGUCAUCCAUUGAAAAUAAAGUUUUACUGAUACUCGAUAAUCAUGAAUCACAUGUUUCAAUUCAAAGUUUGCAAUUCUGCAACAAUAAUGGCAUCAUUCUUUUAACUUUACCGCCCCACACUUCAAAUAAAUUGCAGCCACUUGAUGUAGCAGUAUACAAAUCUUUAAAAAAUGCUUUUAAUAUUGCCUGUAAUGACUGGAUGUUAAGCCACCCAGGUAAACCAAUUUCAAUUUAUGAAAUUAGUGGCCUUUUCGGUAUUGCAUAUCCAACUGCAUUUUCUCCUAGAAAUAUCAAGAAAGGAUUUGAAAGUACAGGUAUUUGGCCUUUUAAUCAAAAUAUUUUCAACGAUGUUGAAUUUUUGUGCUCUUCUGUCUCAGACAGACCUGCGAUAAUCAGUAAUGUGGAAGUUCCAUCGAAUGAAAAUUUUGAUAUAAUGAAUAUGCCAAUCAUAAUCGAAAUGCCAAAUAUUUCUACUUCGGAACAGCUUACCAUUCCAAAUGUAAGUUGUGAUUUAUCGAACGUGAUGAACGAACAUAGUCCUGAAAAUAAUCUUCAAAGAAAGAAAGCAAAUAAAAUCAGAUCAACAACAAUUUCACCAGAUCAAGUACGACCAUAUCCAAAGACAGCGCCUAGAAAAGGAUCUACUCGACAAAGAAAACGUAGUGCGAUAUUAACAGGUUAA
Molecule: messenger RNA, 1137 nt
Organism: Trachymyrmex cornetzi
Lineage: Eukaryota; Metazoa; Arthropoda; Insecta; Hymenoptera; Formicidae
Exons: 1
Coding region: 1-1137 (378 amino acids)
Cellular component (GO): nucleus
Molecular function (GO): DNA binding
Source: RefSeq, a predicted model, not a curated record